Molecule: messenger RNA, 999 nt
Organism: Saccostrea cuccullata (small rock oyster)
Lineage: Eukaryota; Metazoa; Mollusca; Bivalvia; Ostreida; Ostreidae
Exons: 10
Coding region: 1-810 (269 amino acids)
Source: RefSeq, a predicted model, not a curated record
AUGUUAAAAUGCCCAUUUUUACCAGAAAACGCUGAACAUGUUUAUUUCUUCCGCCGAUGGAGUCGGGAUGACUUCAGAUAUUAUGCGCCUUGGCUUGAGACAGUAUAUGAAGUAGAACCAUGGAAUAAUGUAUUAACAGUAAAUAACCAAGAUGACAACAAACCAGAAUUUGCUAGCGGGGAGGAGUACCUCGGUUGGUUGGGUCGGCAAUUACCAUGCCUCCAGCCAUUUUUGCCACAGAAUGCAGAACAUUUCUAUUUUUGCCGUCGUUGGAGUCGGAAUGAUUUAAGAUAUUACGCGCAUUAUCUUGACACGCAUCUUGAAGAAGACAUCGGGGAAAGUUUGACAGGUGAAAAUGAUGAAGAUGACAUUAAACCAGAAUCUGCAGCUGCUAGUGGGUUAUGUCGACAGCCACCAGGUCUAGAAGAGGAGAAUGAAAACAAAGAAUAUAUUAAGGAAUGCUGUGUCAAUGGCCAUGAUACAGACACAAAGGAGUUAGAAGAUGAAGUGAAUCCGUACAUCAAGUUGAUGUUACAGCCUACUGUAUUCUAUGUGGAGGUCUUAAUGACACAGAAUCCGUUGUCAUUGGUUGAAAUUUGCUCUAAAAGCAUCCCCACAGAGCUGACAAGAGACAUGAGUCGCUUUGAAGAUAAGACAACUCUCAGUGAUUAUGAACAACCAACAGAACAGAAAUGCCAGAAGGCUAGAAAAUGGAAUUCGUCUUUCAAGUUCAAGUUCUUACGCAGAAACAGGAAGGAUAGAGAAGACAAGAAGAGAUCUCCUGGUUUCCUCUCCCGGUUUUUUCGUUAGACUUCUCCAUCUUUGAACUUUGCAUUCUUUAAACCUCGCACCUUUGAAGUUCUUUCACCAUCUUCACCAUUUUCGAAUGCCCCAAAGAAACUUCUACGAAUAGUACCAUAGUGGAACAUGUUUUAUACUUUUUUUUGGAAUGAACCUGCCGGAUCAGCUAUUAAUUCAAAUGAAGCUUCAUCUAUUUAU